GCCUAACAAGUACAGAGGUCAAAUAUAAUUAUAGAAGUUCGAAGAGGUGUUGGCUUUUUUAGCAAUGGUGCCCGGCUGAACAUGCAUGGAUACGCCAGGGAUGUCUAAGGUUCCUGUCAGAGUAUUCAUAAGGGUUCGUCCGCUCCUGGAGCAUGAGGUGGUGCUCUCGUGUGAGGAGUGUGUGCGUACGGUGGGAGAGGACCAGCUCAUGUUGGGGGGCAACCAAACAUUCCGUUUUGACCGAGUCUUCCCAUCAUCCGCAUCUCAGACCUCUGUGUACGAGUGCUGUGUGGAGCCUCUGGUGAAGGCCUGCUUUGAGGGUUACAAUGCCACCGUGUUUGCUUACGGUCAAACGGGAUCUGGGAAGUCCUUUACAAUGGGAAGUGAGCUGGACGGGGGAUCAGAGGGGGAGAGGGGGAUCAUACCACGAGCUCUGGACGGGAUAUUCCAGCUGCUCCCCCCACACACCACCUCCACUGUGUGCGUGUCGUACAUUGAGGUCUACAGGGACGAGUUGAGGGACCUAUUUGUGGGUGUGGCUACUGAGGGAGGGGGUGUGGCAGGGGAGAGGGGAGUCACAAUCAGAGAGGACUCUCAAGGAAACAUUCUCGUGCUUGGCUGCACCUCACUACUCGUGUCCACUGCCGAGGAGGCGUUGGGUUGGCUGGAGGUGGGCAACAGUUCCCGGGUAACUGGAGCCACUCACAUGAAUGCCAAGUCAAGCAGAUCACAUGCCAUCUUCACAGUGCAUAUCCAGCAGAAAUGGAGGUCAUCUGAAGUGGCUGAAGGUGGGGACGACCCUGUGAUCAAGAGCUCGUCAACACUACCGGACGCUGAACUAGAGCAUUGCUUGUCUGCAAAGUUCCACUUCGUAGAUCUGGCGGGAUCAGAGAGGGUCAGCAAGACAGGCAACCAGGGGCUCAGGUUUAAAGAGUCUGUGCACAUCAACAGUGGUCUGCUAGCCCUGGGCAAUGUCAUUAGUGCUCUGGGGGGCACUAAGAAAAAGCCCCCCCACGUUCCCUAUCGAGACUCCAAAAUCACUCGUCUCUUGAAAGACUCCCUGGGGGGCAAUGCACGCACUGUCAUGAUCACAUGUCUCAGCCCGGCAGCGACCAACUUUGCAGAGAGUCUCAACUCACUCAAAUACGCCAAGAGAGCACGUAACAUCCACAAUCGUCCUGUGGUGAACCGGGAUGACCAGACCAACCAGUUACAGGCUAUGCAAGCCGAGAUACAGUCACUGAGAGAUGAGCUCAUCAGAGCACAGUACAGUGGAGCUGUCGUCACUGUGGACUCCUCACUCAAUACAGAGCCUCUUGAAGUGUUGUCGAGGGUGACGUACCUAGAGGGAGAGUUGAGUGCAGCCAGGUUGCAGUGUCAGCACUAUCAGACCAUCUUGGACAGUGCCUGGGGGCGAGUGACCAGACUAGUGUCCAGUGAUGGAGUGGAGAAAGCACAGGAGCUGUUGGACUGGCUGGAGGAGGUCAAAACAACGACAGGAGGUAGUAGUGACUCUGCCCACUCUCCUCUCUCGGCUAAGGCCCUACAAACUAUUGACCUCCUCCGCUCAGAGCUAGAGCGAUGUCUGACUGACUUGCAAACCGACGAAGAACUAUUCGCAGAGAAAACGGACGAAAUAGCAGAGCUACAACUAAACUACGAAGAAAUAGUAUCGGAGAAAUCUCGACUCGAGAGCAUGUGGUUAGCGGCCCAGAAAAGUGAAGAGGAGCUUAGAGUUGAACUACAGAAGGUUCUAGAAGAAGUAAGAAUUUUGGAGAAGGAAUUGGCAGACCGAGAACAGAUUAUACAGCACCAGAAGGUCUUACUUGAGGGAGGUGUAGGAGAGGGUGUUAACGAGGAGGGGCAUCCCCUUGAUGAAGGGGAAGUCCCCACUGUGGGGGGUAACGAGAGGAUGGACUCUGAGUUCACGGCAAACCGAUCACUUAUUGUAGGAAAAGUCAGCACAUCAACACUGGAGGAUUUCAGUGAAGAAAAUGUGCUCAAAUCUCUGUCCACCCUCUCUCAAAUCCUGACUGAUGCUCGAGCUCCUAGUGACCUCGGGAGAACAUUCACACGUCCAUCACACUCAGCAGCAAGGAGCAACUCUCUACCCAACUCUCUACCAGCUAAUCAACACUCCAGUGGUCUCCGUAAACCAGGCAAUGGAAACAGUAAUAAAGCUACAAAGUCUACACAUUCUGAACAACCUGAAGAUGAGACUGUUCUAACUCAGUCAAGAGCAUCUGCAAGGCAGGACAAAUUAAUGAGUACAAAGGUGCUGAAAACUGCUCGUUCUAAGCAACCUGGCACGUAUGCUAAUCCUGGUAGUCAGAAGAAUGUUAAGUCCUUGGACCAAAAUAUUACUAAAAUGAGAGCCAUUUCUGAUGAUCGAACGUCUACUUCAAAGAGACGUCAUAGAGGUGAGGUUUAUAGUUUCGAUAGCGAGGAUGUGAGACCAACUACGCCCGUGGGUGUGAGCAAUGUGGAGCCGUGCUUCUCGAGGGUGGGCCGUACUGUGAGUGCUCCCUGUGAGGCUGGUGAUAGUGUGAGGAGUGUGACUAGUGUGGGUGUGACUGAGAUGGAAGCACUUAACGAAAGUGCUGUAGAGUCAAGGAGACAACUCACUACUGCUGAAGAAAAGCUGACACUGGCACACGACGAAUUGAGAAACCUCAACCUCAAAAUAAGGUUGAAGGAGGAGCUGAUCCAUGAGUUAGUGAAGACUGGUCGCUCCACCAAACAACUCAAUACCUCGUACCUCACAAAGAUACAAACACUGGAGAAGGAUGUUUUAUCGGUGACGAGAGAGCUGGGCAAGACGCAGGAUAUUGUUGGGCGGGGUAGUCAGCCGGGUGCCACCCCUGACCUCAAGAAGGCUCUAGAUGCCCAGAAAAAGAAGCUUGCUUUGACUGAGAAUAAACUAGCAUCGCUGCAAAAGAAACAAAAGGAGACACAGCGACUGGUUCAGUUUGGUACACGGCGAGAGCGUCGGGUGGAUGAUUUGGAGGGUGAGGUGGAGCGACUGAGGAACCAGCAGGAGCAGCUCAAGAGGAGACUCAAAACCAAGGCCGACAAGAAGACACGACUAGAGAAUGACCUACAGAAGUACCAACACAGGAUACGAGUGCUACAAGUCCAUAGCGACCAGCAGUCAAAGGUGCUCAGGGUCAAAACUGAAGAGGCUGCUGUGGCCCGGAGGAAGCUGCGUAGAAUGAGUGCAAAGACAACUCACAGUGAGCCAGUCACAGAGAGCUCUGAGGGGGUGUGGUUGGACCAGGAGGUGGCUAGGAUACUGGAGCAGAAGCAAGCCAUUCACGCUAUUGAGAGGGAGCUGUCAGAGCGAGAGAGAGUGGUGAGGGAGAAGGAGACAUUGAUCGCUGAGAGAGAUGCUCUGACCUUCAAACAGUUACAGGCUAGCCAAACCACCGCCAGAGAUAUAAUACGUCUGUCGCUACAAAUUGACUCGAUUGGGAGCUCUUUGAAAAAGAAAGAGAGUAUCAGACCUUCUAGUGAGGCCCCAGCCAAACCUGGACCACGGGAAGUCGAAGCUCUCAGAAAAGAAAAGGAUGAGCUGGUCAUGAAAUGUAGCGAGCUUCAACAAAAAAUGGAGAACAACAAUUUUCUACCAGAGAAAGACCAGCGAAACUUGUGUGAGCUGAAUGAGCACAUAGAGAUCUUAGAAGCUGCCCUGGACUACAAGAGUCGCUCUAUAGACUUCAAGCAGCCAGGACUGAGAGUGGCCCUGGAGUCAGAGGCUUCAUACGAGCAGAGCCUCAGGGGCAAGCUGGAGCAACUGACAGCACAUGAUCUACAAGACUUGUUAUUGAGGUAUGUUGAUAAGGUGGUGGGGUUGCAGUUGAGUCAGUCAGCAUCGACCCAGACUGUGAGAGAGCUAGAGGUUAGGAGCAGUGAGCAGGACAGAGAGGCAGGGAGGUUGCAGCGGACACUAAAACAGACCACAGCUGCCAGUGAGAGACAACUGCUCACUCUGCAAAAGGACCAUGAACAACAAGUGCAGCUCCUGGUGGAGCAGCUAGCUGAUCAGCAACAACACACAAGCCAAGACACAUCACUCAGAGACAAAGUCAAACAACUCGAGAAAGACCUCUACUACUACAAGAAAACCAGUCGAGACCUGAGAAAGAAACUAAAAUCUGGCAACACAGACUUCGCUCAAUCUCCUUCUGUGAGCAUGGACUCUAUUGCAAGGAUCGUGGAAUAUUCAGAAGUAUCGAUGGUGCAAGAUUCUCUCUCAAGUGACAAGACUGGUGUGCUGUUGAGUAGGAACGUGACUGAUUUGAAGACUGAGGAGGGCAGUCGAAUCAGUAGCGAUGGGUCCGACCAUGACUCAGGGCGGAGUGGUAGCGAGACUAAUAGCAAGGUGGUCAAGAAGAGUAGGAGACAGCUGAGGCAACUCAGUACUGGUGAGAUUGCCCAGAGGAAAAGUCAGAAGGACAAGACAAACGCUUUGUAACAUUGUAGCUACAUGUAGAUACUAACAUGACAUUGUCCUCUCAGCUGUUUGUUUCCAGUACAUGUAUGUCUGCUAAUGCCUGCCCACUCCCUUAAACGAUCAUUACACAAACAUC
Molecule: messenger RNA, 4589 nt
Organism: Halichondria panicea
Lineage: Eukaryota; Metazoa; Porifera; Demospongiae; Suberitida; Halichondriidae
Product: kinesin-like protein kif7
Exons: 26
Coding region: 86-4474 (1462 amino acids)
Biological process (GO): microtubule-based movement; mitotic spindle organization; spindle elongation
Cellular component (GO): microtubule associated complex
Molecular function (GO): microtubule binding; ATP binding; microtubule motor activity
Source: RefSeq, a predicted model, not a curated record